AGACAAUGCCUCCUGGGAUAACAGCCAUACGAAUUUUGUGCUGGCUGGUGCUCAAAUCAGUCAACGUGCUCUAUCUCCCAGUGAUCUUCACGAAACUCUUCAAAAAAUCUAAGAUUUGUCCUGCCAUUCCUAACGAUCUGUUGCUGCUGUCAGCUAUCGAACUAGCAGAAAAAAUCAGAAACCGCAAGAUAUCUUGUGAGCUUGUCAUAAAAGCAUACAUCACAAGGAUACAACAAGUCAACCCCAUUAUCAAUGCAGUCAUCGAAGACAGAUUCCAAGCUGCUCUGGAGGAUGCCAAAAGAGUCGAUGAUUUCCUCCACAACCAAACUAUGACCAUAGAGGAAAUUAAAGAACAAAGUCCGUUAUUAGGUGUGCCAAUCACGAUAAAAGGCAGUAUCGAAGUGGCAGCCAUGAAGAGCACCUCAGGCAUGGUGGCCAGAGCUGACGUCAUCGCUGAGACCGACGCCGACGUCGUCAGACGCGUAAAAGACGCCGGCGCCAUUCCCCUUCUUACCUCCAACAUCCCGGAGCUAUGCAUGAACUGGGAGUCCACCAACAAGCUGGUGGGGACCACCAAAAACCCCCACGAUACCACCAGGACUUGUGGGGGGUCCUCUGGAGGUGAGGCGAGCCUUCUGGCCAUAGGCGCCUCGGUCAUCGGCAUAGGCUCGGACGUCGCCGGCUCUCUUCGGCUGCCCGCCCAUUUUUGCGGCGUGUGGGGCCACAAACCCACCCCAGGGGCAGUCUCCAACGUGGGGCACUACCCCAGCUGCAGGCACGAAGACGUGUGGACUGCGGCCUUCACUUUGGGGCCUAUGGCGAGGUACGCCAAGGAUCUGCGGGUGCUGCUGCAGGUUAUCGCUGAGCCUAGGGUCAGAAACGAGCUGAUGCUCGACCAACCGGUGGAUGUGAAAACCAUCAAGGUACAUUAUAUGGAAGAUAUCCAAUCAGCAUUAACCUCAAAAGUUAGCGACGAAUGCCUUGAUGCACUACAUUCCGUAAUCGAACGUUUAGAUCAAAUCUGCCACGUUAAUUGCGAAAAGGUAGACCUACCCCUUAUGAAGUACGCCCCGGAACUAUCUACCCUAGCGCUACUCGACAUCGAUGACGUUGACAACCUCUUCUCGGGCCGUGGGGACGGCUCCAUAGCCGAACUCUUCAAGUACCUCACCUUCAGGUCCAAGUUCGUGCUCACCUCCAUCCUCUACGGGGUGCUCAGAAAGAUCUCCACCCCCCUUCCCAGAUCCACAACGCACUACUGCAUGCGCAAAAUCGACGAUCUCAAGGCCGACUUCGUGAGGAUGUUGGGACACGAUGGGGUGUUUCUGUUGCCGACUUUCACCGCCGCGGCGCAUCGGCACGGGGAGAUAUUCAAGAAGGUGUUCGAUUCCUCGUACUUGUCCAUUUUUAACGCCCUCGGGCUGCCUGUCACCUGUUGCCCGGUCAAGCUCACCAAAGACGGGUUGCCAGUAGGGAUUCAGGUGGUUGCAGCACCGUAUAAUGACAGACUGACACUGGCGGUAGCCUGUGAAAUAGAAAAAACUUUCGGGGGUUGGCAAGCCCCGAAAAAUUCUAGAUCCAUGAACCUUUAG
Messenger RNA from Phaedon cochleariae (mustard beetle), 1592 nucleotides. The record is from the annotation of a GenBank genome assembly. NCBI's taxonomy places the organism in Eukaryota, Metazoa, Arthropoda, Insecta, Coleoptera, Chrysomelidae.